AUGUCGUCAGAAUCAGCUGUUACAGGGUACACCGCACCAUUGACGGUUUGCACCGUCACGGGUGGUGCAGAACCAUUGUACUUCCCGGACGACGGCCUCUGCACCUCCGUGUUUUUCGACUCGCUGGGAGUGACUCACAGAACCAACGAUUUCUCGGUCGCGCGACAGAGUGCCACCGCGGUACGCUUCGUCACUCAGGGUCGAGUUGGCCACAAGACACGAUACGGCAUGUCCGUGUCCUUCAGAGAUGCUGAGAACUUCGGCAACGCCUUCCGCACACCCAAGGGUAAGGCGGAUUACGAGAGCUACUGGUCAUUCAACGUCUACGACUGGGGCUUCCUCUCCAUCGACGAGCUCCAGGCCGAAGCAAGGCACUCCGAUGUCAUCUUCGUGCUGACCGCCCUCAAGGAGAUCCAAGAACACGCACUGUCAAAAAAUGCCCCGCGGCCCCACACGUUUUUGGGAAUCUACCUGAGGACAUCCCCAGUCUGCGCCGCAGUUGCGGAGUACAUCAAGACAAUCUUCACUCCGACUGGUGUUGUUGUCUUGGGACACUUGUCCUACGCCGAUAAUACAAGGUCUGAUUGCGUCAUCAUGCCACCCGUGAACUUCGUCGACCCACGCACUCAGAAACCCGGCAUCACUUACGGUCACCGCAUGCGCGACGCGACGCUUGCUCUGGCCUGCCUCUGGGAGCACAACGUCCGCACCAACAUGUCCCUGUCCGUCACCAUGCGAGCGCGCCGGUACAAGCUUAAAAGCGGCAGCCAGGGAAAACCGCCGUUCUACAGUGACUGUGAAGUUGACCCGUACGAACAACGUACUACGGCUCAGGAGGUGAAGCAAAAAAGCGUCUACUAA
This is a messenger RNA of Dermacentor silvarum, 861 nucleotides long. RefSeq lists its product as uncharacterized. Lineage: Eukaryota; Metazoa; Arthropoda; Arachnida; Ixodida; Ixodidae. The transcript is spliced from 6 exons. The record is from RefSeq and is a predicted model, not a curated record. Bases 1 to 861 code for a protein of 286 amino acids.